UUUGAAUUAGCCUAUAUAUAAUUUCUGCGUGCCCUAGAAUUAAUGUCAUCCAGAAUAAAUACAAGAAAAAAGAAAAAGAAAAAAAGAAAAGGAAAAUGAAAUUUGAUGUACUACGUAAUUUUAAUUAGUCAGGGGAAAUUAUACUCUUCCGGUUGUCCUACAUUAAUGCCUAACUGCACUUGCGCGCCAUUUCCUCUCUCUCUCCUCUGCGGUAUUUCCUCUUUCUCCUUCUAUCUUUCUCCGUUUCUCUCUUAACAGAGGUACAUACAUACACUCAGGAAGAGAAAACCUAGAAUCUGACAUUACCCUCUUUUAGGCCCCAUUAAUGGACACCGACGUCGCCGAGGUGCCCGCCGACGAUGGAUCUACCGUCGCCGAACCUCCCUCUGAUCCCUCUGCUGCCAAGAAAUCCAAGCGAUUCGAGAUGAAAAAAUGGAGUGCCGUCGCUCUGUGGUCUUGGGAUAUUGUUGUGGAUAACUGUGCAAUUUGUAGGAACCAUAUCAUGGAUCUCUGCAUUGAGUGCCAAGCUAAUCAAGCUAGUGCGAGCAGCGAGGAGUGCACCGUUGCUUGGGGUGUGUGUAAUCAUGCCUUCCAUUUCCAUUGCAUCAGCCGAUGGCUCAAAACCCGUCAAGUGUGCCCACUAGAUAACAGUGAGUGGGAAUUUCAGAAGUAUGGUCACUAGAGUUUGCAUUAGGAAGCAGCAGUGGAGCAGUUCGAGACCUUGCAUAUUAAUGGUACUUGAAGUGGGAGAGAUUGCAUGAAACUCUCUAGAGCCACUUGCUUCACUAUUAUGGUUAAAUAAAGUGUAUAAACUUUUUUGAAUAAACAAAGAUCAAGAUCUCGAAAUUUUGGA
Cornus florida is the source of this 853-nucleotide messenger RNA. RefSeq names its product RING-box protein 1a-like. NCBI's taxonomy places the organism in Eukaryota, Viridiplantae, Streptophyta, Magnoliopsida, Cornales, Cornaceae. Gene Ontology annotation, molecular function: ubiquitin protein ligase activity; cullin family protein binding; zinc ion binding. Gene Ontology annotation, biological process: ubiquitin-dependent protein catabolic process; protein ubiquitination. Bases 326 to 682 code for a protein of 118 amino acids. The record is from RefSeq and is a predicted model, not a curated record. The transcript is spliced from 5 exons. Gene Ontology annotation, cellular component: nucleus; cullin-RING ubiquitin ligase complex.